UACGUUAUGUACAAGAAGUUAUUAAAAAAUGUAGAUGCUGCAAUUAGGAAGAUCAAAUUUAACCUAACCUGAUUAGAGAUCAGCUGAUGAUAAUUAAACAAACAUGGAGAUUAAUCCACUGAGUAUAAUUUUGGUAAAAAGUGAUAGCAAGGGUGACAGACUGUUAUUUCGAUAUCCACACAUGACAAAUCAUGUGAGAGACCCGAAUCAAUGCACCAGACGAAAAAAUCCUUAUUCUCUAACUAAUACUGAAGAUUUAUUGCAGUCUCUACCAUUUCCAACAUCAAACAUAAGCAAUGGGAAUUUAACAGGCUUGACAGAUGGAGUACUAUCUACUUUAUUUGCUGUUAAACCAGAAUUAUGUGAGCAAAAAUUUGAAUUGAAGGUAAAUGAUGUUCGCUUUGUUGGUCAUCCAACUCUAGUUCCAUCUCGUGGCUUAAAAGAAGUCAAUUCUUCUAUGCUAUUCAAUAUAGUGUUUGCACUACAAGCACAAGCCAGUCAUUCCAUAGUAAGGUGUUACUAUGAUUUAAGCAAAAGAUUAGGCAUAGCAUUGAGGCAUGAAGAAAAAAGGUGUGGCUUUCUAACAGAUGAGAUAAAAAUGAUGGUAUCUACUCACGAUGAAGUUGCUGGAAGAUCUGAAGGUGAAAGCGAUUGUGAGGAAUCACCAUAUGAGUUAAUACUUCAAAGAAGUUCACUUGCACGUGGUUUGAAAUUUGUGUUUAGCAAUCUCAGCACCUCUGGUAUAGUCAAUAUCAUGAUUAAUAAAUGGAUCCAAGUGCGCUUUUGUCUUCCUCAAAAGGUCCACCAAUCACAUAAAAAAGGCUUACUUAUUGAUCCUGAAAUUAUAGAUAGAUGCUUGAACAGCUUAAGACCCUACCAUGGCAUACUUUUGCUAAUUGAGCCAUUAGAUUUGUUGGAUUCUUUGCAAAUAGACUGUUCACCAGCACUUAAACGUUUGAUUCAGAUUUACAAUCCACUGAAAAGUUUGCAGACUUUAGCAGCAGAUUCGGAUCUAACACUCGCACAAGUAUUUCAGCUAACUGGCCACUUAGUUUAUUGGGCAAAGGCAACGAUAAUUUACCCGCUUUGUGAAAGCAACGUCUACGUUGUAUCUCCCGACGCCGUUUUAACCAAUCAAUUACUAGACUCUUUCUCUGAACAAUUUCCAGGAGUCUGUUUACUUCAAGUAAUUAGUGAUUUUUCCUUACCGACUUCCAUUAGUCAAAAGUUAAAUCCUCUAAGCCAACCACAGCAACAGACGCAAUUAGUAAAAAUAAUCAUAUGGCUAUUAAGGAAUCAUUUGCUUUUACAAUUGCACACAUACGUGCAAUAUAUGCCAACAGUACAUGGACGUUUAUCAGUGGAUAUAAAGGAUCAAGAUAUACAUGAUACAGACACAAUAGAAAAAAGCGAAAGCACGUGGAGUUUGAACGACACGCCAAAAGGCACACCUACUGAAAUCAAAGAAGAAUUGUCACUGACAGAUAAGGAAGAUGGACUGUACGACUAUCAAUCGGAAGAUUAUGAUAUUCCUUCCGAUGACAGGAAACUACUCGAUAGACUGUGUCGCCUUGGUUAUUUUAACGGCGGUCAUCAUCUAGAAGAAAUUAUGUAUCUAGAAAACAUUCGUAGAUCUCAAUUGUUACAAAUUCUUGAUAAGUUUCGAGAUGUUUUAAUAACUUCCGAAUGCGAGGAUCCGGCCAUCGCUCUCUUUUACAGUCAACUCGGAUCUUAAUUGUAACAAUGUAAUAUGGUCAUUAUUAUUGUUUUCGUU
This is a messenger RNA of Odontomachus brunneus, 1774 nucleotides long. RefSeq names its product GATOR complex protein NPRL3 (gene Nprl3). The record is from RefSeq and is a predicted model, not a curated record. Lineage: Eukaryota; Metazoa; Arthropoda; Insecta; Hymenoptera; Formicidae. The transcript has 7 exons. Gene Ontology annotation, biological process: cellular response to amino acid starvation; TORC1 signaling; positive regulation of autophagy. Bases 104 to 1735 code for a protein of 543 amino acids. Gene Ontology annotation, cellular component: GATOR1 complex.